This is a messenger RNA of Aethina tumida (small hive beetle), 1568 nucleotides long. RefSeq names its product aspartate aminotransferase, mitochondrial (gene Got2). The record is from RefSeq and is a predicted model, not a curated record. Gene Ontology annotation, cellular component: mitochondrion. Lineage: Eukaryota; Metazoa; Arthropoda; Insecta; Coleoptera; Nitidulidae. The transcript is spliced from 5 exons. Bases 167 to 1438 code for a protein of 423 amino acids. Gene Ontology annotation, biological process: L-aspartate catabolic process; biosynthetic process. Gene Ontology annotation, molecular function: pyridoxal phosphate binding; L-aspartate:2-oxoglutarate transaminase activity.
AAUAGCCUGCACUAAAAUCCAGAAAUAAUCCGAAUUAUUGGACAUUUCAUAACCGGAGCUCACGCCACUGUUAUCAGUAGUCGCAUAGAAAAAUAUCUUGCGGGUCUUCGGCCAGUUGCACACACAACCUAACCAGAACCGGCACGUUACUUCCAGUUACUGCAGCAUGUCUUUGAAACAAUCCACCAAAUUUUUGUCCACCAACGGCGUUAACACCAUUAAACAGAGGGCCAGCUCAUGGUGGUCUCAGGUGCAGAUGGGCCCCCCGGACGCCAUCCUCGGCGUCACCGAGGCCUACAAACGCGACAGCAACCCAAAGAAAAUCAACCUGGGCGUCGGCGCCUACAGGGACGACGACGGCAAGCCGUUCGUGCUACCUUGCGUGCGUAAGGCCGAGGAGAGCAUCCGCGCCAAAAACCUGGACAAGGAGUACGCCCCGAUCUCCGGUACGGCGGACUUUUGCAAGCGCAGCAUCGAACUGGCGCUGGGCGAGGGCUCCGACGUCGUGGCCAACGGUUUGAACGCCACCGUCCAGGGCAUAUCCGGUACCGGUUCGUUGAGGAUCGGAGCCGCCUUUCUGAGCAGCUUUUUCCCCGGUUCGAAGGUCGUUUACUUGCCCACACCCUCGUGGGGCAACCACACGCCCAUCUUCAAGCACGCCGGGCUGGACGUGAAGACCUACAAGUACUAUGAUCCCAGCACCUGUGGACUGGAUUUCAAGGGGGCACUCGACGAUAUUUCCAAAAUCCCAGAGAAGUCCAUCAUCCUCUUGCACGCCUGUGCCCACAACCCGACCGGCGUGGACCCCUCAAAGGAACAAUGGGCCGAACUGUCGGACCUGAUCAAGAAGAAGAACCUGUUCACGUUCUUCGACAUGGCUUAUCAGGGUUUCGCCACCGGUAGCGUGGACAACGACGCCUACGCCGUGCGUCACUUCAUCAAGGAGGGCCACAAGAUCUGUCUGGCACAGAGCUACGCCAAAAACAUGGGCUUGUACGGCGAGAGGGCGGGAGCCUUUAGUAUCGUGGCUGAGAGCAAAGAGGAGGCCGACAGGGUGAUGUCGCAGAUCAAAAUUUUGAUCCGUCCCAUGUACUCGAACCCCCCGAUUAACGGGGCCAAGAUUGUGUCCGAAAUUUUGGGCAAUCCUGCCCUCAAAUCUGACUGGUUGAAGGAGGUGAAACUGAUGGCGGACAGGAUUAUUAGCGUUAGGACGAAGCUGCGUGAUAACUUGAAAAAGGAGGGAUCGACAAAGAACUGGGAACACAUCACCAAUCAAAUUGGAAUGUUCUGUUUUACUGGCAUGACUCCAGAUCAAGUCGCCAAAAUCACGAAAGACUACAGCGUCUAUCUGACCAAGGAUGGUCGUAUUUCAAUGGCUGGUGUCACUAGUAAAAACGUAGAAUAUCUCGCCCACGCAAUGCACGCCGUUACGAAAUAAUUUUAGAAACGAGAAGCGCACUAGUUUUCUUAUCAACGCAUUAUAAUUGUACAUUUAUUUUAUUGUGAACCUAUCAAUUAAGUAUAAAGUAUUAUAUUGUAUCAAUUGAAUAAAACUACGUAAUAAUAAA